Scleropages formosus (Asian bonytongue) is the source of this 3084-nucleotide messenger RNA. Its product is annotated as cysteine/serine-rich nuclear protein 3-like. Gene Ontology annotation, cellular component: nucleus. The record is from RefSeq and is a predicted model, not a curated record. Gene Ontology annotation, biological process: regulation of transcription by RNA polymerase II. The transcript is spliced from 6 exons. Gene Ontology annotation, molecular function: sequence-specific DNA binding; DNA-binding transcription factor activity, RNA polymerase II-specific. NCBI's taxonomy places the organism in Eukaryota, Metazoa, Chordata, Actinopteri, Osteoglossiformes, Osteoglossidae. The coding region runs from base 383 to 2182 and encodes 599 amino acids.
CCUCGCGCUCUCGCCACGUGGGACUGAUUGGCCGCGCCGAGUCACGUUGCCGCGCGGCUCCGGCUCCACGAGGCCGGCGCUGCACCAUUGUUUCGGAGCAGCGCCUCACAAAGCACGGCGCGCGGACCGGGGGAGAGGACCUGAAAAGCGACACACAUACACGCGCAUACAGUGACAGAGCUGCACAUGAUUUAGGAGACAUCCGCGCCACGAUGUGUUAAGAAAGCGGAGAAGUCGCCGUAGGAGCUGCGCUCUGCCGGGAGAAGCUGCGUGUCCGUAUAACCGCUCGCAUCGCGCCGCUUUCACACCAUGAUCAUCGGGCCCGGACGCCGUGGCAGCUCCUAACUUCGUCUUCGUGCGUUUCGAGGUGGAGUGCGUCACCAUGAGCGGGAUUCUCAAGAGGAAGUUUGAGGAGGUUGACGGCUCCUCGCCGUGUUCUUCCUUGCGGGAGUCUGAGGAUGACGUCUCGAGCAGCGAGAGUGGGGACAGCAGCGACAGCGCCAACCCCUCAACCUCCGGCCACUUUACACCCACCUCUAUCCUGAAGGGGGAGAAGCGAUCGAGGACGAGAAAGGUGCAGUUUGAGACCGUAACCGUGUACUACUUCAGCCGCCGCCAGGGUUUUACCAGUGUGCCCAGCCAGGGCGGCAGCACCCUAGGCAUGUCAAGCCACCAUUGCAGGGUGCGCCAGUACACUUUGGGUGAGUUUGCCCUGGAGCAGGAGCGCUCUCACCGGAACAUGCUCCGAGACCACCUGAAAGAGGAGAAGCUCAACGCCAUCAGGCUAAAGCUGACAAAGAAUGGUACUGUGGAGUCAAAGGAGGCCAGCGUGCUCACUGUGGAGGACAUCUCUGAUGACGACAUUGACUUGGACAACACGGAGGUAGAUGAGUACUUCUUCCUGCAGCCGCUCACCACCAAGAAGAGGAGGGCCCUGUUGCGGGCCUCAGGAGUCAAGAGGAUCGACGUGGAGGAGAAGCACGAGCUGCGGGCAAUCCGCGUGUCCCGAGAGGACUGCGGCUGUGACUGCAGGGUCUUCUGUGACCCGGAGACCUGCUCCUGCAGCCUGGCGGGCAUCAAGUGUCAGGUGGAUCGCAUGUCUUUCCCAUGCGGCUGCUCUAAGGAGGGCUGCAGCAACACGGCCGGCCGGAUCGAAUUCAACCCCAUCCGGGUACGGACUCACUUCCUACACACCAUCAUGAAGCUGGAGCUGGAGAAGAGCCGGGAGCAGCAGCAGGCCUGCACCGUCAACGGUUACCAUGGCGAGGCCGGCGACACCCAUGGCAACGACCCCGCGCAGUCCCAACACAGCGUGGAGUACUCCCUUCCGGAUGCUGUCCCUCAGGCUGCGGUUGUGCACCUUCAGGCGGCCGAGGAGAUGGACGAGCCCGCAGAGGAUGAAGACGAGGAAGAAGAAGAUGAGGAAGAGGAGAACGAUGAAGAUGAGGACGACGGCAGCAGCCUGUGCAGCGGUCUCACCGACUCCAGCACUCAGAGCCUGACCCCCACUGACUCAGAGGAGGAGACUGACGACCACGAAGGCAAGGUGAACGAGUUUGAGGAUGGCUCGGCCACAGCCCCUCUGACUCACGCAGAAGUCGUGCCCCUCUCCACAGUACUGUGUUUCCCCGCUACGACGACAGCGCAGGAAAACCACAGUAACAGAAACAUGUACUUCCCCAACCCGUCGGCUGAGUACUAUCAGUGCCAUGAGCUUCAGAGCUCCGGUUCCAUGACCAGCGUCGCCACGGGCAGCCAAAGCAGCGAGUCCUUUGGGAAAGCAUCCCCAUUUCAGGACGGAGUCGCCAGCGGCAACGCAACACUGAGCCUCGAGUCACUUGGUGCGGCACCUGAGAGCUACACCGAGUACUCUGAGCCGACUCAGGGCCGCUACGCUGGCCACCAUUUCCCACUGACCAACGGAGCGCCAUCGGUCAUUGUGUGCUGCUCACCUGACCGCGAGGCCAGCGUCUCCUUGAGCGCAGGGUACCAUGACCCCGUGGCUGGACACGCCCACACAGACUUCCAGAACUACUUGAACGGUAACGCGCCGGAGUGCUACAGCGGGAAGGACAGCCAUUGCCCAGCGGACCCGGCAAACAAGCGGCGCGAAGGGUCUCUAGCGGAGGGCAAGACGGGCUCUCCCUCUAUAGAGCACCUUUCACAAGUCACACUUGUCUAGUUCUUUCGAGCUUCGUAUUUUAUUUUUCAAACUUAAGGCCCUCCAGGUUUCACUUAAGUCAAAAAUUCAUUUUUAAAUCAGUUUAAUUUAAGCACAAGUUUUAGUCGUUGCUUUUGCUCCAUUUUUUCCAUUAAGUGAAACAAGUGGCACAUGGAAUUUUUGACACUCUGGAUACAGACUAUACAUGUAUGUACAUUAAACAUAUUUCCUGUGAAAUGUUGAAGCAGAACAAUACAGAAAAAAGCAAUCUGUAUGCUGUAGGCUUGUGCAAUGUACUGUAACGAUCGAAAAGUUCUAGUUUUCAUCAGAUUCUGCGUAUAAAAUUUUAUACGUCUGUGUCCGCCGGGGGGAAAGGUCUAUUGUGCGGUUUAUUUAUGGAGUUAUGAAGUGCUUGUGAAAAUUGUAAAUGUUUUGAUAAUUGAAAGCAUGUUAUUUUUUCAGCUGUCUAUAGCUUCUAUGAGCAGUGGAUAAAAAUGGUUUAUAAAACUCUGUAUCAGUGUACUGUACAACCAGUAUCGUUACAUUAUCACCUAUUUGUGCUUUCGGUACUUUUUCAGCAUGUGGCUUUUUGUGGUUUUCUCCUGCUUUCGGUUGAAAUACCAAAAGCUCUUGUUUAAUUACACAUUGGAAAAAGGGGAAGAGUAUUUGCACUUUCAUGGACCUUGAGUUGCCAUGUAAUUAUUUUAAUUACCAAUACUUGAAAAUGAGAGAAAUCUAUAAUGAAGAAAAUUUCUUUUUCAGGCUCAGUAUUUACUAUAAACACAUUCUUUGCAUUUGCUAGUACAAAGUUGAGCUACUUUAAUGCAGUAUCAGUUUAAUCCCAGCAUCAGUUAAAAUGCACAUGCACAUUUUCUAAAAUGAGACCUUUGUUUUGAAACAGAUUUGAAUGAAAACUACAGCAU